Molecule: messenger RNA, 636 nt
Organism: Colletotrichum gloeosporioides
Lineage: Eukaryota; Fungi; Ascomycota; Sordariomycetes; Glomerellales; Glomerellaceae
Product: Mitochondrial import inner membrane translocase subunit tim16
Exons: 2
Coding region: 1-636 (211 amino acids)
Biological process (GO): protein import into mitochondrial matrix
Cellular component (GO): TIM23 mitochondrial import inner membrane translocase complex
Source: RefSeq, a predicted model, not a curated record
AUGAAGCCCGUUAUCGUAGAAAGGGGCACGAGCGCAGCGGAGCUUUUUGGUGAUGGUCGCAAACUCAAAUUUCAGAAUCAUGUUUAUCCACCAGGGCCACCCAUCUUGACCGGGGGUGUUGACGCCUGUUGGCGCCAGCUGGCAGGAAAACACCACUUCAAAACAUCGCACAAGCUGUUCAAGGUGCUAAUGAGUCUUGCUUGUGAUCAGGCCUAUCGCCUCGUGACCCAAGUCCUCUUCGUCGGCACCCGCAUCGUCGGCCGCUCCUUCGCCGCGGCCUACAAGCAGGCGCAGGCCUCGUCCGAGUACGCGCGCGCGCAGGCCAAGAACGGCAACGGCGGCGGCGUGGCGGCUAAGGCGAGCGGCGCGGGCGGCAUGACGCUCGACGAGGCGUGCAAGAUCCUCAACGUGGACGCGCCCAAGGAGGGCGCGAGCAAUGCGGGCGAGGUCAUGGAGCGCUUCAAGCGGCUGUUCGACGCCAACGACCCGAAGAAGGGCGGCAGCUUCUACCUGCAGAGCAAGAUCCUGCGCGCGCGGGAGAGGUUGGAGAGCGAGAUCGGACCGCUGGUGGAGAAGGAAGAGGCAGAGGCCGAGGUGAAGGAGGGGUUUAAGCCCAAAAUUUACAAGGACCGGUGA